Molecule: messenger RNA, 249 nt
Organism: [Torrubiella] hemipterigena
Lineage: Eukaryota; Fungi; Ascomycota; Sordariomycetes; Hypocreales; Clavicipitaceae
Source: the annotation of a GenBank genome assembly
AUGAAGUUUUCUCUUCCUCUUGUCCUUGCCCUCUUUGGUACCGCCCUUGCUGCGCCCAUUGAAGCUGAGGAGAAGCGCUCUGAGCAGCAAAACCCCGACAUUCUCUACAACAACCAGGCUGGAUGGGGAAAGCGCUCCGAGAAGCAAAAUCCUGACAUCCUCUACAAUAACCAGGCCGGUUGGGGAAAGCGUUCUGAGAAGCAGAACCCUGAUAUCCUCUACAACAACCAGGCUGGAUGGGGCAAAUAG